This is a messenger RNA of Rhopilema esculentum, 14876 nucleotides long. RefSeq lists its product as uncharacterized. Gene Ontology annotation, molecular function: GTPase activator activity; protein binding. Gene Ontology annotation, cellular component: nuclear pore; cytoplasm. The record is from RefSeq and is a predicted model, not a curated record. Lineage: Eukaryota; Metazoa; Cnidaria; Scyphozoa; Rhizostomeae; Rhizostomatidae. Gene Ontology annotation, biological process: nucleocytoplasmic transport.
UCUGAGAAACGAAAAUGAGGUAAGCAUGUUUGCGCAACUCGUCGAGGUGAGGAGAGAAGGGACUAGGAUGUAGUGAAGGGAAUUUCCGUUUUCAAGGUUGUAAGUUCACUCGAAGAUGGUUCUUACUGUUGACGACGUGCAAAAUUAUAUUUCUCGUUUCGAGAAAGCAAUCAAAGACCCGCGAAAGCUUGCUCUGAAGAAGCUAGACAUAGCCAAGCUGUACCGAGAAGCAAGAAAUUAUGAGCAAGCAAAGCAGUAUGCCAAAGAGUAUGUCAAAAUCAACUCAAGUGACCACAGGGCAUACAAUUUCCUUGGAAUUGUCUGUGAAGAUCUUACAGAAUGGGAUGAGGCAUUAAAAUACUACAAAAAGUCGAUCGAGCUACAACGCACCCAGAAGGACAUCCUGAUAAAAAUUGUGGAGAUGUAUUCUAAGCUGGUGCCAGAGGACAGACAGAUUGCCCAGGUCUGGGCUGACAGAGCAGAACAGGUGGUUCCGAAUCACCCUGCUAUUUUCAAUCUAAAGUGGCAACUUUUAACGACCUUGCCAGAGAAGGAUUAUGAACAAAUUGAGGAUUUGCUGGCGCAGAAUUUGAUGAGAAAUCCAAGAGAUCCGAGUCUUCAUGUUAAACUACUGGAAAUUUAUAUGGACAAAGGUGAUUACAGAGAGGCGUACACGCAUUGUCGUUCGUUGCUCAAUAUCCAGCUAUUCAAAGACUGCAAAGAACUGUUAAUGGGCGCAGUUGAAGCGAUUGAGCUAUUUCGAGACGUUACUGAUGAUGCAAGGGAGGCCGCUGAAGCACUUAUGGCACAUAUCCAGGUUCUGUGCUAUUUGGUAAACACAACACUUAAGACAUCACAGCUUCAAAGCAUUAAAGAUGCCUUUUACAGGCUAGAUGAAGCCGUAGGAAAAUCGUUCAAUUUCGAUUCGUCUAAACUGCCCAAUCUAACGAAAAGCGAACUUGAUGUUUUCCUCUCAGAAGCCAGGGGGCAGGUUUACCAUCACCUCGCAGCACUACUCUAUAGAGUGGCUCAGGAAGGUCAAAUGUCCUGGGCCACUGCGUCAAGACUGGCAUGUGUCUGUUUUGUCGUCUCUUCGUCGAUCCACGAGCCAAAUACAGAAGUGGCCUGGUUGCACCAAAAAAUGCCCCAGGAAAGCCAGAAAAUGAUUUGGCAUUCAAUGGCAUGUCUCCGCUUGUGCCAGACAGAUCAUCUGAUUCUGUCGUUGGAAAAAGAGCAUGGAGAAGAAUGGAUUUUGGCAGCUGUUGCUGAUAUUUGCACUGAGGCUGGGAAAAGAGUGUUGAUUGAAAGCGUCUAUGGAGACAUGCGAGUUCCCAAAAAGUCAUUUCUUCUGAUGGAUAAAGAGUUUUCCACCGCUGAAUUUGAACUUCCUAGCCCGGAACGUUUGCAGAAAUACGAUGAAGUUGCUGUAACUGAAAAUCCGAACAAUUUGAGCCUUACUGUUUGGAUCGGGAUGAACUGGCAUUUCAUUGACAACCCACUCAAAACUGAAGCGCUAACAUUCGUCAACCAAAUGUUUGAAGAAAUUCAAUUUGACGUCGACGAUUUGAAAAAUUGUUCGCCUUUUACCCUGUCUUCCUUGGAUCUCGAGGUUUUUGUCAAAGCCGUUGUGUAUACAGCCGUUGAUAAGUUGAUAUUCAGUGAGCGAGAUAACAAGAGCCAAUUUGAGCCUUUGCUGAUGCCACCAGUCAUCGGUCCUCCCUUAUGUACAAGCUCACAAGCUGAAUGGUGGGAUGCAGCAUUCCGGCUGCACACAGGGAAGACUUGGCAAGUCAGCACAUCCAAGCUGAAGUCUAUUUUGCAACGAGGCCUUGAAGCAGUACGGUUAGUUGGUAAUCACGGUGUAGACCCUGUAAUACUCAAGCACAUUUCCGAAUCCUUCUUUUCAAAGGCUGAUGAAAUUCUAAGUACACGUGAUAACGCGUGGAGAAACCAACUUCAGCUAGAGUGCUUUAGAAGACGAGGCUAUCACUUUGGAAACGAGGCAUUACGAAUAUUGGAAAUAAAUGAAGGGGACCGUGACGUGGCACGACCCAAAGCCCCUUUGAUUCCACCUUUGCUCAAGGAGAUUGACGACAAAGAAAGAAGUGAAAUGAUCGAGAGUUUGCGAAUGAUGCUAGCUGAUGCCUCUUUUCGCGAUGAUGCCCCAUCUGAUGCCUUGAAUUACCUAAAUGGACUUUUUACUGCUGAUGCUGCAUACAAACAAGCACAGAUUUUCCGAGACUUGGCCUCGAAAGAAAAUAUAAAGAAUGUGGAAGGACUUAGAAACCACUUAUCGUUUCUUCGCAAAUCAAGAGAAAAAUUGCAGACAUGCCUUGGAAGACUGGACAAAGCCCAGAUGAUUUUCCGGGAAGGUGUAGAAGCAGAGAUCGAAGAAAUCAGGGAUGCGAUUUCAGAGCAGAGUGGUAUCUCGUCAGCACCAAGCAAGGUUCUGGAUUUGCGGUAUUCAUCCGCCGAUGAAGAUGAGCAAGAAGAUUACCCAGAAGAUGACAAGGAUGAUGCAACAACAGCAACGGAAUCCAAAUUAGUGUUGGAAAACUCAAUCCUCCAUGAGCAACUGGCCGUGAGAAAUCACGAAUUUUCCGUCCUUGCAGCACGAAUCCAUAAGCUCGAGCGAGAAAUGUCUGACAUGCGAGCAAACCAAUCUGGAAAUGAGACUGUUAUCAAACCGAGACGAGACCAUUCCGUAAACACUGACGAGAGUUCAUCUUCAGUUGCAUAUGUACCAAAAGAUGAUGUGACCUCGGGAUCAGGCAAUCUGACGCCAAGGCUGGAGCCUGAAAUGUCAUGGGAUCCAUUCUCACCUGCACCAGUGUUUCCAGUUGGGUUCUUUUCGGGUCUUGCUGAGACAGUAGAGAAAAUAGAGGAAGAGCCUGAGUUAGAGACGCGAGAAGCUGUAGAAAUUGGCGGGAAUGCCCAAGAAAAAAGUGUGACAGAAGAGAAGUCUAGUCCUGGCAAGUCGGCUAGGGAAGAUGCAUCACCCGGUGAAGGUGAAGACUCGUACAAUGACACACUUCAUGUUGAGCCCGUUGUUAGUCUGAUAAAGAAGUCUGAUGUCACGACUGGGGAAGAAAAUGAGGACGUUGUCUUCAAGGAGUUUGCUAAAAUUUAUCGAUUGAGCGAAGGACAAUGGAAAGAAAGAGGCAUUGGUUUCAUCAAGAUAUUGAAGAAUAGAGAAACAAAGAAGACAAGAAUACUCAUGAGGAGAGACAAGGUUUUCAUUGUUUGUGCUAAUCAUUUUCUAACUUCUGACAUGACUCUUACCAAGAAGCAAGGCUCCGCUACUACAUUUAUCUGGUACACUGCGGCUGAUUCAAGUGAGGAAAAUCCCCAGCCAGAAACCUUUGCCAUUCGUUUUAAAACUGAAGAAUCUGCAAAUGAAUUUUCAAAGGCCUUUGAGAACAACAGGACUCCAGUAACUGGAGACGCAAAUAAUUUGAGCACAGAUGUUGAAGUUGACGAGCAAAAUGUGUCGCUAGAAAAAUCACACGAUGAAGCCACUGAAAAGAGUAGCAGCGAAAAACCAAUUGUUGAAGUACUCGAGGUCGAUGGCAAGCAAGCUGAAAGUGGUUUUUCCAAGUUUGAUGCUACAAAAUUCACAUUCAAAUUUGGUCAAAAUUCUAGUAAAGAAGGUGCUCAAGCUAGUGAGCAAACAUCACAAGGCUCUGCAGAAAAAGUUGCUGUUGUGUCUACACCAAAAUUGGACUUUGGACCCGCCGGAAGCAAACCGACCACAAAUUACUCUUUUGGUUUUGAUCCAUCAAAAAUCAAAUUUGAUUUUGGGAAAUCCCCCGCUGCAACCAGCAACCCCGAGAAUAAAGAAGUAACAAGCACGCCUGAUAACCCUUUCUUAGCAGCUUUGCAGAAUUCUUUUGUGUCAUCAACCUCACCAGGAUCUUUGAGUUUUGGAAGGCCAGAUGAUGCAAAACCAAGCAACUCGCCUUUUACCGUGUCCCCAUUUGCAUUACAGCAGGAUUCGCCGAAAGCCUCUACCCCAUUAACGGCUAAUGCAAGUCAAAUGCAGAAACAAGUUGCUUUCCCAUCGAAUUUCAACACUCAGGAUGGACAAACUAGUGACCUGAUGCCUGGCGAUUACAUAAAUGCUGCGGUGCAAAGAGGCACUCAGAAUGCCAACCAAGGGCCUGGGAUGGCAUCAGGACAUGCUGCUGAGCAGGGACGGUUCCUUCAGGGUGACUGGGAAACAAUGCAGGACAGGUAUUAUCAAGAUGCAGCAUACGAUGGCAGUAACCAGUACUACGAUGAUUGGGGGCAUCCCCAAAAUGAUUAUUUCUACUAUGACGGAGAUUAUUACAAUGGAGACGACUUUUAUUACGGAGAAGAGAACUCGUAUUAUGCCAAUGGCGAUGGGGACUUUGAGUUCUAUGACCAGGAGCCGCAAAGAAAUAUACCAACUGCAGACAGUGAUUCGAACUCAGAUAGGCUGACACCGCAGAAUAUAGAAGGAGGGGAACAUGUACCUCACGUGGUACAAAUGAUCGAUGAUGACAUAUUUGUCACUUUUGUUAAAAAAGCAAGUUUCGCCAAUCGUGCUAAGGCUGCCCGUCUGCAGCUUCCGUCGACGUUUUUUGCUCCAAGUUCAUAUCCGCCUUGCUCCGGAUGCAGAGGAUGUGACGAUAAGAAAACAAAAUUGAAAGAACAUGUCACAAAUAUGCCUCAACAGACGCCAGCAAGUGCUAAAGGGUUAGCUGCUGCCAUUGGCGAUGAAACGAACAAAACAACCUUUAGCAUUGGAAAAGAAAGCAAGCUUCUCUCAUUUGCAGAUUUAGUAGGAGGCAAUAAAGAAGGCAAGAGUGCAUUUUCUGGGGGUCUCUCUGCAAAGGGAUUCAUGGGAGCAGGGGCAAUGUUGUUCACCUCACCCAAAAAAGAAGGGAGUGAAGACCCAGAUGCCUUUGAUCCGCAUUUCAAACCUAUUGUUGCCUUGGAAAAGAGAACAGAUUUGAAAACUGGUGAAGAAGGUUAUGUUGAUUUAUUUAAAAACAGGGCAAAGCUCUUCCGUUUUGACUCAGAGAUAAAGCAAUGGAAAGAACGUGGCGUUGGGGAAAUUAAACUCAGCCGUAACCUGGAAACUGAUUAUUGCCGUGUUUUGAUGCGUAGAGAUCUAGUGUUAAAACUCGCCGCGAACCAUCCAACCAUGCCUGAAAUUGAGCUGAAGCCUCAUGGUACUUCUGCAACUGCCUGGGUAUGGGUUUCGGGUGCUGACUAUGCAGAUGGAGAACCCAAGGUCGAGCAGUUUGCUGUUAAAUUCAAAACACAAGCAAUUGCAGACGAGUUUAAAGAGGUUUUCCAAGAAUGUCAAAAGACGAUAAAGCGGUAUCUCUCUGACAACAAACUGCUUGGCAGCAAUGAGGAACAAAAAGAAUUCGAGAAAACAGAGGAAAGCGACGUGAAGCAAAGCAAAGAACAAGCGAAGAUGCUUGAUAGGUCUAGCGUGUCGAGUAAAGAUGUCCACAGUAAUCAAGGCGAGACAUCGCCAAGUGGUGUAAAAAAAGAUCAACCAAAGGACGUAAAAGUAAGACUAUUGAGCAAGUUCAAGUUAGAGAACACGUGGGAAUGUCCCACUUGCAUGGUUCCAAACAAAAAUGCUGUUUCUAAAUGUGUGUCUUGUAGCACAGCAAACCCUAACGCACAACCUGACGCCAGGGUCUCAAAGCCACCUGUGUUUGGUCAACAACAAAUGUCUAGUGAGAAACCUGCUGGUACAAACAUAUGGGCAAAAUUCAAAACAACUGAAGGCUCGUGGGAAUGUCCCACUUGCAAGGUUCAAAACAAAAAUGCUGAUUCUAAAUGUGUGUCUUGUAGCACAGCAAACCCUAACGCACAACCUGACGCCAGGGUCUCAAAGCCACCUGUGUUUGGUCAACAACAAAGGUCUAGUGAGAAACCUGCUGGUACAAACAUAUGGGCAAAAUUCAAAACAACUGAAGGCUCGUGGGAAUGUCCCACUUGCAUGGUUCAAAACAAAAAUGCUGAUUCUAAAUGUGUGUCUUGUAGCACAGCAAACCCUAACGAACAACCUGACGCCAGGGUCUCAAAGCCACCUGUGUUUGGUCAACAACAAAUGUCUAGUGAGAAACCUGCUGGUACAAACAUAUGGGCAAAAUUCAAAACAACUGAAGGCUCGUGGGAAUGUCCCACUUGCACGGUUCAAAACAAAAAUGCUGAUUCUAAAUGUGUGUCUUGUAGCACAGCAAACCCUAACGCACAACCUGACGCCAGGGUCUCAAAGCCACCUGUGUUUGGUCAACAACAAAUGUCUAGUGAGAAACCUGCUGGUACAAACAUAUGGGCAAAAUUCAAAACAACUGAAGGCUCGUGGGAAUGUCCCACUUGCAUGGUUCCAAACAAAAAUGCUGAUUCUAAAUGUGUGUCUUGUAGUACAGCAAACCCUAGUGCAAAACUAGCCCCGUCUGGUUUUUCCAUUAGUGCAACUAACAGUUCUAGCAACCCUGAAGUUAAACCUGGCAUUUUCACAGCACCACCAUUUGGCCAAGUUAAAGGUCUUGCACCUUUUGGAAAUCAAGGCAGUCCCUUCUCAAACCCUGGAUUCAGUACCAGUGCAUCAGCCUUCCCGGCUCCGUCAUUUCAAAUGCCUUCAUUCAGGAUGCCAUCAUUUCAGGUUCCCUCUUCUACUACUGUCAAGGACCAAUGUGAUGAAAAAAGUAGCGCUAACGAGUCCUCGAACUCUGAUCAUUGGGAAUGUCCAACUUGCUCAGUUAGAAAUAGCUUGACAGCUAAAACGUGCGAGAGUUGUAAAACAGAAAAUCCUUCAACUCCAAAAGACAGCGUAUCUCCAACGAUAACGUUGAGACGCUCACCGCUUGAUUCAAAUAUCAAGGCUUUCUCUUCGUUUGCUCCAAAGCCAGGAAGCUGGGAAUGCUCUUCGUGUGCAGUUACUAACGAUGGAGACAAAACUAAAUGCGAAGCUUGUACAGUUUCCCGUACAGGAGCCACUUCGGCAUCGCCAAAACCAGCUACGCCUUGUGAAAGCCCACUUACUUCUAAGACUGAGCAGAAUAAACUUUUCAAAGAUUUCCGGCCCUUGUUCUCAACGCCAUCCGAUUUUGGAAAUGCCAUUGGACAGAACAGUACACCAGAGCGCAGUCUGUAUAUUACACCAAGUGAGCAGAGUUCAAGAGUGGAUAACACAGAGUUUUUCACGCCAACCGGGUCUUUCUUUUCCAAUGCUCAACCAAAGGACGGUCUUUUUUCUGCAAAAGCUGGCGGGAAGGACAUUUUUACAACCUCAGAUGACACUCCCAAGAACAGCUCCGCAUUAAAAGGAAACAGUGCCCCUCAGACUCCCGAAAGCCCAGUCAAAGAGGAUGACUCUAAUUUCCAUUGUAGCCCUGUUGUUAGUUUGAAGAGAGUGGAAAACGUAGAGACUGGGGAGGAGAGCGAAGUGAUAUUGUUUUCUGACAGAGCUAAGCUGUAUAGAUUUGACUCUGCAACAAAGCAAUGGAAAGAGAGGGGGGUUGGUCUGUUGAAAAUAUUAUGCAAAGAAGGCAUGGCAGGAAAGUGCCGUUUAAUAAUGAGAAGGGACCAGGUUCGGAAACUAUGUGCCAAUCAUGCUCUGAUCCCUGGAAUGUGUUUAAAAAUGAUGCCCAGCUCAGAUAAAAUGAGAAUAUGGACAACAACAGCGGACAUUGCUGACGGAGAGGUGAGGAGAGAGACAUUUGCGGUUCGUUUUAAGUCGCAUGACGUUUUGAUGGCCUUUGAGAAAGAGUUUGAUAAAGCAGUUGAAGCUUCAAGUAGAACAGAGACAGAAGGACCAACAAAAGUACAGACAGAGAAUGAAACGUCAGAGGCAAAGGAGAAAGAAGACGGGAAGGAGGAAAUUGAAAGGAAGAAGGACAUUGAAAAAGUAGAGGAUUUUGAUCUUAAAUUUACAAAGGAAGUUUUACCGUCCGAUGACGAUCAAAUCAAAGCCAAGAAACUGCUCCUGCCAAAGCCUUUUUACAAUGCACAGAUUGGCGAAGAGGAUAGCACAAAUUCCGAGAAAUUGGUGAAAGUCAAAGCUGGACCGCCGAAACCAAUGCUCUUUGAGACGUUUGCAACAUCAAAAGUAGAUGAAAUCGCAGCCAGAAGUGACGUCACGUCUGUGUCAGCUCCAGCCCCCUCUUCGCCCGAGAAGUUCCAAGAAGAUUGCUCAACCUCUUUCAGCCCAAUUGUUCGGCUAAAGAAAAUUGAAACUGAAACAGGGGAAGAGGGUGAGAUUGUCUUAUUUUCUGAACGUGCUAAGUUGUAUCGGUUUGACGGUGCUUUGCGAGAAUGGAAAGUACGUGGAGUUGGGAAUUUAAGGAUUCUGAAGAAUGAGGAAAAAGGCAUGACCAGAUUGAUAAUGCGACGGGAUCAUGUGAAAAAAAUUUGCUUAAACCACAGUGUUGUAGCUGGAAUGAACCUUGAACCUAUGGCAAACAGCAAAAACACCCUGGUGUGGUUUACGACCGCUGAUUUUUCAGACGGAACGCCUAAAGAAGAAAAAUUUGCAGCAAAAUUCCAAAGUGUAGAAGUAAUGAGCGAAUUCAAUCGAAUCUUUAAUGACGUAGCUGGUAUGUUGGAGGUCGGGGAGCGUAAGAUUGAGUACGAUAAGCCCAAGAAUGUCGAGACUCUGGGAAUGGCUAUUGCUGCAUCAUCUGAGAAUAGACCAGCAGGCAAGAUAAAUGAAGGAUCUGCUAUGAAGGAAACUGAAGCUUCCACUGUGCAAAAGCCGGUCGCUAAAAGCACAUUCAUGUGGCCUGUGUCUGGUGGACAGUCUUUGUUUUCAUUUGGGUCUGGAGCAAGUGAAGAAAGUUCUCAGGAACCUAGCGCAGACGUUGCGUUGGAAAAGCAGAGCACAAAGGAGUCUGAAAGUACACAGUUUAGCUGGCCAUUAAGUCUUGGUGGUAGCAGCACGCUGUUUUCUUUUGGACUUUCUGAUAAAUCAGCCAUUACAAGUGACGAAAACCGCAGCGAUGAAGCCGUCGCUACGCAAGUUGGAACUCCUGGAAAUGAGCAAAGCUCAGUGUCGUUUCCCUUUUUGAGUACCAAUUGGGAUUCUGGUAAAGGACCAUUCUCGUUCGCAUCUGCUUCUAAAGAAGCUGUGGAGGAGAUUCCGGUGACCUCAAAGGGCUUUGAAACUAAGUCAAGUUUUGGUAACUUUAAUUGGGGUGGACAAUCAGAUCAUCAAAAGGCUGAAACGGGGGUAAUUGAACUGGAAAAUGUGAAGCCAAGUCAUGUGGAACGCAAAACGGCACAGACCCCAGGAAGCCCUGAGCGACAACUUGCAGGUGAAGAUUGUAUGGGUGAAGUAAGGGCCCUCGUGUCAUUGACCAAGAUAGAAAGUUCUUCUGGUGAAGAGCAUGAGGAAGUGUUAUUUGAUGAAUGGGCAAAAGCAUACAGGUUUGAUAGUGAUGCAAGGGAGUGGAAGGAACGGGGCCGAGGUCACGUGAAGAUUUUGAUGAAUAAGAGAACAGAGCAGUGCAGGAUUCUCAUGAGAAGAGAUCAAGUCAUGAAGAUUGCAUUCAACCACGCCUUUGAUCGAAACAUGAAACUCGAAGCAAAUUCAUCUACUAAAAACAGCUGGAUUUGGUUUACACACGCAGACUUUGCUGACGAGGUUCCAAAAGCCGAGAAACUGGCCGUGCGAUUCCGUAAUGACGUCAUUUCACAGAAAUUUAAAGCUUGCUUUGACGAUGCAGUAAACAAGGCUAAAGAAGCUGGCGAAAGGUGUCCUGAAUCUGAGGCUUCGCAGAACGAUACCAAAGAUGCUGAGAAAGAGAUUGUCGAUAUUGAGGAGAGAAUUGUUAUGAAGGAUGAUGAUGAUGUUGUGGUGACAUAUGUGAAAGAGCCAACGGCGGGAGAGUUGAUGCGAGCAAAGGCACUACUUUUGCCACCAAUGUUCUUUGCGGCUCCACCUGAAGAAGAGAAUAGGAACCGUCAUGAAAGCUCAGCAGUGCAAGACACUGCAUCUAAGAGUUCAAGCACUGGAAAUGCAGAAAAAUUAUCGCAAGGUUUUGGUUUAUUCAGUGGCAGUGGAGUAUCCUUCUCAGAUUUAGUUGCCACCGGGGACAAUGCUUUUGCUGGCUUUCACGCAAGAACCAGUGGCCAGCAAGCAUUUAAAGGGCAAGGUACAGCUUUGUUUGCUGGCACUGAGAAAACAGAGCACGAGGACGGUGCUGAGGAUGCCCAAGGGUUAGCUGAUUUCAAGCCAAUUGUUUCUUUGGAAAUGAAAGAAACAAAGACAGGCGAAGAGGAAGAAGAGGCCAUCUUUGCUGAAAGAUGUAAAUUGUACCGGCUCGAUCGUGAUUUGAAUCAGUGGAAGGAAAGAGGUGUAGGUGAUCUGAAAAUUCUCGUCAAGAAAAACGACAAUAAGUCCAGAAUUGUCAUGCGUCGGGAUGUUGUUUUCAAACUGGGUGCCAAUCAUUUCAUCCAGCCUGGCAUGACGCCAUCUCCAAAGCAAGGUGUGGAGACCACGUGGACUUGGAAGACAAUUGCUGAUAUCGCUGAUGGUGAGCCCAAAGAUGAGACAUUUACGGCAAAGUUCAAGUCUGCAGAAGUAGGCCGCAGGUUCGCAAAUGCUGUUCAGCAAUGUCUUGAGAAGCUAGAAAUGUCGAGUGAUGACAAUUUUGAAAAGCAGACAAGUCCAAAACCGGACGGAAACGAUGUCACCACCGACCAAACAGAAGAUUCAAACCAAUCCGGUGAUACGUCUUUGAAUGUUUCUAAUGCUGUUUCAGGAAAGGAAACAGCAGACCUCGGCCCUAAAGAAGACCAAAUUGGCACGCAGAAUACAUUUGGAGGUGGAUUUUCCGGACUAGAUUUUUCCACGUUGGCUAGCAACAAGGACAGCGGAUUCAAAAAAGAAGACCAAGGUUGGUUUGCGAAUGCUGGUGCGAAGUUAUUUGAUGGGACCAAAACUAAUACAAGUCAAACUGAAGAAGAGCAUGAUGCUCAUUUUGAACCAAUCGUGCAACUUAAACAAGUAGAAGUGAAAUCAGGGGAAGAAGAUGAAACAAUUUUGUUUGAAGAACGUGUCAAAAUGUAUCGAUUUAAUCAUGAGACGAAUCAAUGGAAAGAGCGAGGAACUGGCAAACUGAAAAUAUUAAGAAAUGAAGCAACAGGAAAAGCGAGGUUGUUGAUGAGAAGAGAUGUUGUUUUGAAGAUAGGGGCAAAUCACGCACUGACUGAAGGAAUGAAGUUGGAUGAGAUGAAGAUGGCACCGCGAAGCCUCAUGUGGAAGACUACAGGGGAUACGUCAGACGGACCACCUGCUGAGGCGCUUCUUGCUGCGAGAUUCAGGACAGAUGAAAUCCUGGUUGAGUUUAGGCGCAUUUUUGAGGCAAUCUGCGAUGGAGAGGAGAUUGUUGCAGAAAGGUAUGUUACUGAAGGAGGCACUAGAGACGCAGAGUCGCAGCAUACCGUUGGGUCCUGCAGUCCUGCUAUAAGCCAGGCUUUACAUGAUUUUUUGGAUAAGAAGUAGUAGUUAUUAGUUAGUUUAGUUUGGUGUGUUUUGUUUAUAAACAAGGUCGUCAUCUAAAUGCUCGGUACAAUUAGUGAUGAAUUUCAGACAAUCCCACUUUGUGUUUUGCUGUCAUCCAAAAUCGUAAUUGCCAAAGAUUCACAUCAUCAAUGGUUGAAUUUGUGGUUUAUAUAUUUUGCAUAAAUUCCAUAUAACGUUCGGCUGUACAAGGUUACAGAGUAAUCGAUAAUCCAAUCUAAUAUUUACCCCUUUAUAUUUAGUCCACAGAAUGGAUUCAACCAAUGAAUCGCUAUUAUUUUCAGUCCGCAAGGUAACUGAUCUGAAACACACAUUGUCUUCAGCUUCAAUACCUUCGCCUGUGUCACUGAUUAUUUCUCAAGCUCUAAGAAACAGCAUAUCUGCCUUAAUGAUAGGCCGUGUUCUUGCUUAGCAAAAUCUAACGUGUUGCUAAGCUUCUAAUAUUCAAUUUGAUACGUUGCAGGAUGUGUUUAACCAAUCAAAAGGUUUAAUUACUCCAUUGGAUUAGUCUUUCACAGAGGUGAUAUUAAGAUAAUUUUGUCGCGUAUAAAAAGUAGACGUGGUUGCUUGUGUUAAUUUGUAUUGAGCGGUUUAUGUAAUAAUUAUCAAACUUAUAACAGAUAGCAGUCUUAUAUCAGCCAGAGUCCUUGCUUCUCGUUACUUUUCUGCAACCGUUCUUUCGAAGUGUCCUGAAGAUUUUCUUGUCCAACUAAAGAAAUUUUUUUUAAAUAAACGAAUACAGCAAAAUCCGCAUAAAAGAACUACCAAAACCUUUGUCCUAAAAAUGCACGGUUUUGUUCACUUAAAUAAGAAUACAACUGACCCUAAAAUAUUUGUAGGUUCUUAUAUAGAGGUUUCUAAACUUUGAAUUUAUAAAUUAGCCAAAUAAGCUGGAGUCUUCUCUCAAGACAUAUACACAAUUAUUCUAUCCUUACUGGACAGAAAUCAAAUAGAGAAAAUGAGUAUAUUAUAGAGUAAACAGAAGAGGUUAUCACAAAACUUAAAAAAAUAUCAUCAGUAAUCAAACAUGUAAGCACCAUUAUAACUGAUAUUCCUUUGGCUACUCAUCGUGUUUUCUGGUCUCUAUGUCGAGCAGUGCACUCUAAAAUAUCCGCUUUGAAUAUGACCAAACCAUACUAGGAGUAGAAGCAUUCAAAUCGGCUUCAUAAAAAUCCGUAAAAGUUUCAACUGGAAGGCACAUUUUCCGAGGAGGAUAGAUUUAAUUUUUAUUUCAGUUAAUUUUAAUAUACUGGAUUGGAGCUUUUCUGAUUUUUCUUAUUUGCUUAUUGGUGUUACGAAGCACGCGAUGCGUGUCACGAAAUGAAUCUCCCCCAUCAUUAUAGAUCAGCUUAGAUUCCAUUUUUGCUUUCAUUUUCGUAAAAAAGCCUAGCAGAAAUUCAUUCAGUUCAUAAUUUCUUGUCUCUUUCACAAAUCAAAACUUCGGUCUUAAAAUGUAAAACACUUCUUUUUCGCGCGGUCAUGCAACAACACGUGACCAGUUCCUUAGCUUCAGCCACCGCAGCGAAAGCCUUCAAUACAGAAAGUUUUGCUAAAACGAUUUUCUAAUUUUGAACUCAAAUCAGAUACUUCAUUCUUCAAACAUAGCAAGGAAACCAGGUACUUUGGUUUGCUUUUCAGUAUUUGUUUGUUUUCACUGCCUUCGUGAUGAUUAAAGAGUUUUUCCAAAGCUUUAUUCAUUUAUUUCUGCUUUGUGCUUGUUUUGUGCGUAGAAAACCUAUAUCUUUAGAAAUCACGCUACUCGCGUCAACGGAAACCUUAACUUUGAUUGCGACCCAGCGUUCAUCAUUCAUAUAUCCGACACGAUAUUGAUUAUACGUCAAGCAACUACCAAACUUUCUUUAGAUUGCAUUCAAAUUUUCCUCAAUACAUUUUUUGUAAACAGCUGGUCAUAGAUUUGUUUUUAUCGUUUUCGUCCUGUUUGUAUCUUCGUGUUAUGAUAUGGCCGUCGUUUUGUAAAGCAAUGUAUUUCAAUUAAAUCGCCUCAGUGCCCCAUUAUACCUCAGUUUUACGUCAUGUUAUCUUAUUCCAAAGGGCGUUAGAACGAAUAAACUUUCGCGAUGUUUAUUUUAUUGUCCAGAUGAUGUUUGUAAUUAUUGCCUUCCAAACGUCACACUCUUUUAUGAACUAUAGGUUUUUUCUGUAUUUGAAAUCAAUGUCCAUGCUUUUCCCUGACAAUGGCGAACAAAAGCCCGCUUCAGUUUCAUUAAUACUUCUACUUAUUUUUUUAGAAAUCUAAAUAUAACGUAGAAUUGAUGGACAGAGAAAUCGAUGAGCAGCUGAAGCAAGGCGUUUCUUUGCAAACUUCAUGAAGCAAAUCCUUUAUGAACAAUAGCCCUAUACUCGAUUAGCGCUGUACUUAUCAAUCGUACCAUGGCUGACCUUCAGUAAAGUUAAAAGGCCAUAGGGGGUGAACAAAGAAUAAAAUGGCAACUGUUCAAAAAGACCUCUUACGAGAAACUCAAUCCUCGUUCACUAGCAACUGUUUAGAAAAUACUCCUAAUUAAGUUUUUCAGAUUUAAGAAUUUGGUUGCUGAAAUCGCAGUGAAAUCAUUUUUGAUAGCAAUUCUAAUGUAAUGGGUUCUCAAUAUUUCCUAGAGACUAUACUCUUUCAGUGGUCAGUAGUCUUUGAUUUUCUAGAAAAAAUCAAUCAGAAUUUAAUCGGUUUUUCCCGAGUCAUGUCAUUUUCAUGCAGAAGAUGGUAUUUUUAGAAUGGGCCUUUUGAGUUGUCUUAAUAAAUGAAUGUUCGUACUUUCCGAUUGGGGAUAGUCUAGACUAUAUUUGAGCACUCUAAGCCUAAUUUCUGUUAGUUUUUUGCAACCCUUAAGGUUCAAAUGGGUAAGGUCUCAAAAGGAUUUGGCAUGUAACUCAAUGUUGCAACUAAGAAUCGUCCUGUUUUUCAUACAAUGGCAUAUGCGUAAUAAUGAAUUAUAAUUGCUCGAGAGCCUGUUGCAGAAAUUACCAACUUGGAAGUGCUUUUUAUCUGCAGACUCAUUUCAAGUAAGUUCAUGUUCUUCAAAGUAUCGUUUUUCCGCUUGAAAUUAUUUGUUAAGCACAAUUCAUCUGCAAAUUUCAAACCUCUCGUGUUCUUUCCCUUUUCGUGCUUAAAGGGGAAGAACUGAAACCUGUUUUUAAUUAAAUUUUCUCGAUGUUUUCCAUUUUAACCACUUUAAUGAUUAUAAUGUCUCAGCAGUACAACCUACCCUGGAACUUUCCGAGUAGGUUGUUUUUCUGACAAAGCGGACGAAAGAAAGAAACUGGAGGAAAUGAACUGGAAGAAAGGAAGGGACCGAGGGAAGGAAGAAGCCGGCAGAAAAAAAUGAACUGGAAAAAAGAAGAAAGC